Myxocyprinus asiaticus (Chinese sucker) is the source of this 5195-nucleotide messenger RNA. Its product is annotated as TRAF3-interacting protein 1-like. The transcript has 17 exons. Gene Ontology annotation, molecular function: microtubule binding. The record is from RefSeq and is a predicted model, not a curated record. Gene Ontology annotation, biological process: intraciliary transport; regulation of microtubule cytoskeleton organization; cilium assembly. Gene Ontology annotation, cellular component: centrosome; intraciliary transport particle B; ciliary basal body. The coding region runs from base 69 to 1991 and encodes 640 amino acids. NCBI's taxonomy places the organism in Eukaryota, Metazoa, Chordata, Actinopteri, Cypriniformes, Catostomidae.
CAUAACACUAACGCAAGAGUAAUUCAGUAAAGACCGUUUUUUUUUUUUAACCGCUUUAGUGUGUUGCAAUGAACGAAUCGGUGGCCAAAAGGACCCAGGAGAGUUUGGGGAAAGUGAUUAAAAAGCCUCCACUUACAGAAAAACUGCUCAGCAAACCGCCGUUCCGAUACCUGCACGAUAUAUUCAGUGAGGUUAUUCGUACCACAGGCUUUAUGAAAGGACUUUAUGCAGAGUCAGAGAUGAAGUCAGAUAAUGUGAAGGAUAAAGACUCAAAAAUAGCGUUUCUUCAAAAGGCCAUCGAUGUGGUGAUGCUGGUCAGCGGAGAGCCCUUGUCUGUUAAACCUGCUCGGAUCGUAGCUGGACACGAACCAGAGAAGACCAACGAGCUGCUGCACGCCAUUGCUAAGUGCUGCCUCAACAAGCUCUCCAGUGACGAGGCUGUUAGGCGGGUGUUAUCAGGAGAAAAAUUGGACCUGAAGGGGAAGCCCAGCACCUCCAGAUCACAGGACAAGGAGAACCGCGAGGGCAGGGAGCGCCACAGAGACAGAGAGGAGAGGAAGGGCAUCAAGGAGAGCAGUGGGAGCCGAGAGCAAAAAGAUCCAGAUCGAUCCAAAGAUCAGGAGAGCAGGAGGGAUGACAAGGACAGACGGCGAGAUGCCGAGAGGACUGACAAGGGACGUGAAAGAGACAGGACAAAAGACAGAGACAUGGACAAGAGCCGUGACCGGGAGAAAGACAAGACCCGAGAGAAGGACCGUGAGAAAGAGAAGGAGCGCAACAGGGAUAAGGAGAGAGAGAGAGAUAAAGAGAGGGAGAAGAAAAGAGAACGAGAACCGCAUAAAGACAGAGAGAGAGAACGAGACAAGGAGAAAGACCGCGAGCGAGAGAAACGACGGGAGAGAGAAAAAGAAAAAGAACGACACAAAGAGACGGAGGAGAAGCUGAAGGACAGAGCCGAUAAAAAGGUCAGGGCGGCUGAGGAGACCAGCAAGCCAAAGCCUCUCCCAGAAGAUGCGAGUAAAACCCAUGAAGCUCAUGCAGAAGAGGCUGAGGGCGGUGAACUGGAGCCUACAGAUCUCUCUGAAAUGCAGGCUGAGAGUCCUUCCCGGAUACCAAGGCCCUCAUCAGCUAAAGGACAGCGAUGGUGGCCCAAAACAGGUGGUCAUGAUGAGUCUGACAGUGAAGGAGAAGGGGAUGCUCCAUCAGAAAAAACUGUUCCCGUUGAAAAUGGCGAUGCAACAGACACUGUGCCAUCUCGUACCACCCAGAGAAGAUUAGUGCGACCCAGCAGCGCUCGACCGGCGGCCCCCCGCGUGAAGAGACAAGAGAGCUACGCUGAUGUGACCCCAGCGGAGAGGCUGGGCAGUGGUAAGCCCCCUGCAGUGGUCAUUAUGGACAGUAAGAAGCUCUCUGAAGAUGAGGAUGAUGAAGAUGGGCAGUUUGUAGUGGAGGAAGCAGCUCCGCCUCCCGCUGCCAUACCUGAAAUCGAGCAUAAUUCACUUGAACUGCAAGGGGAAGACAAACACGGUGGACUUGUGAAAAAAAUCCUUGAAACAAAAAAAGACUAUGAAUCAUCUCCUUCUCCAAAGUCAAAGGAUCAGGAUCAGAUGCUGGUGUCAGAGUUGUCUCGUAAGAAAGAACGUGAACUGGUGGCGAAGGAGAUCGAGCGUCUGCGUUCAUCUAUACAGACGGUGUGCCGCAGCGCUCUGCCCCUGGGCAAGAUCAUGGACUACAUUCAGGAGGACAUGGACUCGAUGCAGAACGAACUACAGACCUGGCACAAAGAGAACAAAGAGAACACACAGGCUCUGCUACAGGAACAAAGAAUCACAGACAGCGUAGUGGAACCCCUGAAGGCCGAGCUCGCUGAACUGGAGCAGUUAAUCAAAGACCAGCAGGACAAGAUCUGCACGGUCAAGUCCAACAUCCUGAAGAAUGAAGAGAAGAUUCAGAAGAUGUUGUCCAGCAUCAGCUUCUCCUCACUGACGUGAACAUAUCAACACACCCCAUAUGAAAGCCGAAGCAAUGAGCAGUGGGUGACAUUAGGCCAGAUGUCUUGUUUGUACUCUGUGAGCAGGCACCGGAAAAUGUUCAGGUGCAGGUAGAUUCAGGAGUCACCCUCCUUUAUCCCCCUCCGUGUAAGGUGCCUUCUGUAAGACCCAUGGUCUGUUUUCGAUGGUUCACUGCGAUUCUCAACCGUUUCUCGGAGGGACAGACACACCUGCACUACUGCAGUAGAUUUGCACUCUUCACUUGCUUGAGAGAUAAAUGUGUGUGGUCACCGUAUUGAUAUGUCCUGUGUUUUGUAAUGGGGCUUUCAGUUUAUCUCCAUGUUUUAUAUAUACAAUAUACUGUAUAUAUGUUUGUAUGUUUUUCCAUUCAGAUUUGUUGUCUGAAAAGAAAACAUUGGCAAUAAAUCUGCAUGUGUGACCUGCUUCAUCAUGUUGAGUCACUUUGACCGAGAAACACAUUUUGAGUUUAUGCACUUAAGUGUAAAGGAAAGCCAAUGUUGAGUCAACAUUUAAAUGAUCAUAUCUGGGUGUGGAUUAAAAACAUAACUUUAUAAGCAGAAAUCAGAUUUUUUUUUUUCUAACUUUAGUGCAUAAAACCCUUCUGGGUCAAAAUCACUCAAAAAGAAGGAGCAAAUCACAUCGAUAGUUGUGCUCGGAUAUCAUAAUUUUUUUUUUGUAUUUUUAGUACUGCCCAGAAGAAGCUUCAUUACAGAUAUUUAAGUAUAUUCCAGAAGACAAAAUAAUUAAAAAAUGGUUUUUAACUGGAUAUUUUGUGUAUAUUCAGUUGUUAUUUUGUCUUGUGGAAUAUAUGAAAUAUCUCUUAUGUAAAAUAGUUUCAUCAGCACAGUAAUGAAUAAAAACAAAAUCAAAUAAAAAAAUCAAACAAAAAUUUUUUAUGAUCCCUUUUAUUUUUAAAUGAGCAUCUUGCAGAUUCUUCAGAAGGCAUGUGAACAUAUAAGCAGAACUUUAUAUAUACAAUACUGCUUUUCUAGAGACAUUUUCUGAAGAUCUCUGUAAGCAGUAGAAUUUUGCAGAUGAGCAUUAGAAUUGCCUAAAAAAACAAAGCAAAACAGAAUCAGUACAGUUAUCUGGACAAGUACCUCUGCACUUUGAUGAAUGAGACUGUAACACAAAGCAAGAUUUACCUGUACACAUUGAAAACAAGUAGCAUGUGAUAUGGUUGAAGAAAUGAGAUGAGGUAGCACAAAUGUGUUUUAAGUGAAGAAAUGUACCUUGAUCACAUGUACUUUAUAUUUUUCAGUAAUGAAAAAGGUCUGAUUUUUUAAAUUCAGAAAAUACAACUUACAUAAUGAAACACUUUUUAGAGGGUGACUUUGCCGUUACAGGUUUUUGGGCAUCAGAUUUUCUGAAAGGCUUUUGAGAGUGUUUUCUACUGCAAAUUGAGAUCCCUGAAGCAAUUAUAAAAUGUAUUAACAUACACUGGCAGCCAAAUGUUUGGAAUAAUGUGCAGAUUUUGCUCUUAUGGAAAGAAAUUGGUACUUUUAUUCACCAAAGUGGCAUUCAACUGUUCACAAUGUAUAGUCAGGACAUUAAUAACAUGAAAAAUUACUAUUACAAUUUGAAAAAACUUCUAAAACUACUUCAAAGAGUUCUCAUCAAAAAAUCCUCCAUGUGCAGCAUGACAGCUUUGCAGAUCCUUGGCAUUCUAGCUGUCAGUUUGUCCAGAUACUCAGGUGACAUUUCACUCCACGCUUCCUGUAGCACUUGCCAUAGAUGUGGCUGUCUUGUCGGGCACUUCUCACGCACCUUACAGUCUAGCUGAUCCCACAAAAGCUCAAUGAGGUUAAGAUCCAUAACACUCUUUUCCAAUUAUCUGUUGUCCAAUGUCUGUGUUUCUUUGCCCACUCUAACCUUUUCUUUUUCUGUUUCAAAAGUGGCUUUUUCUUUGCAAUUCUUCCCAUAAGGCCUGCACCCCUGAGUCUUCUCAUUACUGUUGUACAUGAAACUGGUGUUGAGCGGGUAGAAUUCAAUGAAGCUGUCAGUUGAGGACAUGUGAGGCAUUUAUUUCUCAAACUAGAGACUCUGAUGUACUUAUCCUCUUGUUUAGUUGUACAUCUGGGCCUUCCACAUCUCUUUCUGUCCUUGAUAGAGCCAGUUGUCCUUUGUCUUUGAAGACUGUAGUGUACACCUUUGUAUGAAAUCUUCAGUUUUUUUUUUUUUUUUUUUUUGGCAAUUUCAAGCAUCAUAUAGCUUUCAUUCCUCAAAACAAUGAUUGACUGAUGAGUUUCUAGAGAAAGCUAUCAUUUGCCAUUUUUGACCUAAUAUUGACCUUAAGACAUGCCAGUCUAUUGCAUACUGUGGCAACUCAAAAACGAACACAAAGACAAUGUUAAGCUUCAUUUAACGAACGAAAUAGCUUUCAGCAGUGUUUGAUAUAAUGACAAGUGAUUUUCUAGUACCAAAUGAGCAAUUUAACAUGAUUACUCAAGCAUAAGGUGUUGGAGUGAUGGCUGCUGGAAAUGGGGUCUGUCUAGAUUUGAUCAAAAAUGAUUUUUUUCAAAUAGUGAUGGUGCUGUUUUUUACAUCAGUAAAAUGCCACUUUGGUGAAUAAAAGUACCAAUUUCCUUCCGAAACAGCAAAAUCUGUACAUUAUUGGCCACAAGUGUAUAUAUUUUGAUAAGGAUAACAUUUUUUAAAAAUGUGUGAAGACUGUGUUAGUUGAAGCAAUAAAAGGCCCAAUCUGUCAAAGUUGAGCAACUAGUCAUGCACAACAUUUUAGAAUGUACUCUGCAUGUAUUGAUGAUCUACUGUGGAAAAGUCAUACCGUUUUUAGAAGAAUUUCAAUUAUAAACCACACAGUGAAAAAUUCAAAGUAGAACUUCAAUAUACAUAUUAUAAACUAAAUCAGUAUUAUCAGCUGUACACUGUGACUGAAAAUAGAAUUUGGUAUUUAUUUUGAGGAAAAAUCGUCUACGUAAACAUCAAUAAAAUGUCUUUGCAUUUCCAUUUAUAUUUGAUAAGAGUUGACCAGUUACACUGUAAACCAUUUUUACCACAUCAAUACUCUUUAUUGUACAUGUUGUGUAUAUGUUGUUUGUAUCAUAGUUCACAAAUGAAUACAAAUUUUCUAGUGAAUCGUAAUAAACAGUUGCAUUUCUGGUAAAAGAGCGAGUUUGGGACUGGAAAAGUCAUUGGCUAUGAUCGGAAUGGAAUACUAGGAAA